Molecule: messenger RNA, 180 nt
Organism: Parastagonospora nodorum SN15
Lineage: Eukaryota; Fungi; Ascomycota; Dothideomycetes; Pleosporales; Phaeosphaeriaceae
Exons: 2
Coding region: 1-180 (59 amino acids)
Source: RefSeq, a predicted model, not a curated record
AUGCCCGCUUCCAACAACAACGCCGCGGCCAACCAGGGCGGCAAGUCCAACACCAUGAGCUCUGCUGAUGCCUCGCGCAUUCAGUCUACCCAGGCGAAGGGUGGAAAAGACAUGUCUGCCGAUGGCUUUGCCGCCCGCGCUCAGGGCGCCGGUGACAAGAACGCCAACGAGAAGAAGUAG